UCCAAUUCAUAACACAAACUCUCUACCUUGUUACAAUAUAAUCUUUCCUUUGUAUUCUUUUCACUUGAACCAUGGCCACUCCACACAAGGCACCCACCACUCCUGCACCUGCCUUGCUUCAUUCUAAGCAAUCUGCAAUCACCCCCAAGGAGGAGUUGAGCACCAGACAUUACUCCGACGAAGUCGUCACUGGCCACAUUUAUGCCAAACAUCGUGAUGAUGACACUACCAAAAUUGACCUUCAUAGUUACAUCUCAGUUAUUGAGAGCAUCAUCACCACUGCUGAUCGAAUUACCGAUACCGUUCAUCGUGGAAGUGAAGGGCGUUUGGUUUAUUCAAAUGAUUCAUUGGCAUCCACUGCUGUGAUCGAGCCACCGCUAUGUACUCUUCAUCAUAUCUCAAGCGAGCUAUCAUGCAAGGCUCCUGGGAUAGAAAAAGCACAUGAAACAACAAUAGAAAUCUUUGAAAUACUAGCAAAUUAUCCAUGGGAAGCCAAGGCAGCUCUUACUUUAUUAGCCUUUGCAACUGAUUACGGAGAUUUAUGGCAUCUCUACCAUUACUCUCAAGCUGAUCCAUUGGCUAAAUCUUUGGCAAUCAUAAAAAAAGUUGGUACUUUGAAAAAGCACUUGGACUCGCUACGAUAUCGACAAGUACUUCUCAACCCCAAAAGUCUAAUCCAAAGCUGCUUACAAGCACUCAAAUACAUGAGUGAGAUCAAAGAAUUCUCUAAAUAUGAUGCGAAAGAACUUCCUGAAUUACCUGCUGCUCUUCGUCUAAUUCCAUUAGUUACUUAUUGGGUUAUACACACUAUUGUUGCUUCAAAAAUUGAGCUCUCCACUUAUCUGAGCGAAACCGAGAAUCAGCCACAGAGAUAUUUGAAUGAAUUGUCUGAAAAAAUUGGCUUUGUUCUUGCUGAACUUGAAAAGCAUCUAGUAGCUAUCCGAGAACAAUUUGAGGAGGUUGAUCUUUACCGGUGGUUGGUUGAUCAUAUUGAGCAUUAUCAUACUGACAUUACAACGGUUAUUGCCAAGCUGCUUAGUGGCAAACCUGAAACCAAACCCCUUUUUGAUGGCACUACUCAUAGAGAGGUAAAUGUUCACGAAAGUUUGUCCGGAAAGUAUGUGAUAUUGAUAAUUUCUGGGUUGGAUAUCUCAGAGGAUGAUAUCAGAGCUUUUCAUAAGAUCUAUGAAGAAUUGAAAAGAGAUACAAGGUAUGAGAUUGUUUGGGUUCCAAUAAUCCUAGAGCCCUAUCAGGAAGAAGAUCGAAAGAGAUAUGAAUAUUUGCGAUCUACAAUGAAAUGGUAUUCAGUAGAAUUUACUACAAAGAUAUCUGGGAUGAGAUACAUUGAAGAAAAAUGGCAACUUAGAGAGGAUCCAUUAGUUGUGGUGUUAAACCCACAAUCUAAAGUGGAAUUCAUGAAUGCAAUUCAUUUGGUUAGAGUUUGGGAAAAUGAAGCAAUCCCUUUUACACUUGAUAGAACUCAAGCUUUGCUAAGAAGAAAUUGGCCUGAGUCAACUCUCAUCAAAUUCACUCACCAACCAAGACUUCAAAAUUGGAUUGCGAGAGACAAAAGUAUACUAUUCUAUGGAGGAAAGAACCCAUUGUGGAUCCAACAAUUUGAGGAGAGAGCUGAAAUCUUGAGAAGUGAUCCUUUGAUAAUGGAUGGAGGAUCGUUUGAGAUCGUACGUAUUGGAAAAGAUGCAACAGGACAGGAUGAUCCAGCGCUCAUGGCUCGUUUUUGGACAACACAAUGGGGCUAUUUUGUAGUCAAGAGUCAAAUAAAAGGUUCAAGUGCAAGCGAAACAACAGAAGACAUUUUGAGAUUGAUAUCAUACCAAAAUGAAGAUGGUUGGGUUGUUCUAACUGUAGGAUCAGCCCCAGUGCUCGUUGGUCGUGGGAUUUUGAUAUUGAAAUUACUUGAAGAGUACCCCAAAUGGAAGCAAAGUUUGAGGAUAAAGGCUUUCCCUGAUGUGGUUAGAGAAUACUUCAAUGAAUUGGCUCUCCAAAGUCACCAAUGUGAUCGAGUAAUUCUUCCUGGAUUCAGUGGAUGGAUUCCUAUGAUUGUGAAUUGUCCUGAAUGUCCUCGUUUCAUGGAGACUGGUAUUAGCUUCAAGUGUUGCCAUGGAGGCACUCAUAUGUGAUCAUCCAAAGUGAGUUAUAUUUUAUCAUUUUAUUAUAUUCAUAUACUACUAAUUAAGACUACUAUGUAUAAUAAGAUGCCAUCUUUGGUGGCAAUUGAGUUGUGUGUGUUUUUUCUAAUGUAAUCGAGACAUAUGAUCUCGGUUCUAGUUAUCAUCGAUUGAAUAUUUGUACGAUUUAUUUAUGUUAUUUAACUAAAUGAUAAUUUUAUCUUGUUUUUUAUAUAUAUAAAUUUCGACAAA
This is a messenger RNA of Cucumis melo (muskmelon), 2381 nucleotides long. Its product is annotated as protein SIEVE ELEMENT OCCLUSION B-like. Gene Ontology annotation, biological process: phloem development. The transcript is spliced from 7 exons. Lineage: Eukaryota; Viridiplantae; Streptophyta; Magnoliopsida; Cucurbitales; Cucurbitaceae. The record is from RefSeq and is a predicted model, not a curated record. Bases 72 to 2141 code for a protein of 689 amino acids.